CUCUUCCUCCUUGAGUCCACUCCACUCCUCUACAUAAGGACCUUGUCUUCCUCAAUUACCACCAACACCUCUCUCUCUUGCUCGGACACGAGGCGGACGUACAUAACUCUGUCACGCCGCUUGUGUGAGGACCGAGCUAGCGAGCUAGAGCCUAGAGGCACGCGCAGCCAAGCGAUGGGGAUGGAGAGACAGGAGAAGGGCAAGGCCAACCCCGCCGCCUUCAGCAUCGCCGAGGCCGGCUUCGGCGACCGGACGGACAUCGACGACGACGGCCGCGAGAGGCGCACCGGCACGCUGGUAACGGCGAGUGCCCACAUCAUCACAGCGGUGAUCGGUUCCGGCGUGCUGUCCCUGGCCUGGGCCAUCGCGCAGCUCGGGUGGGUGAUCGGCCCCGCCGUGCUCGUCGCCUUCUCUGUCAUCACCUGGUUCUGCUCCAGCCUACUCGCCGACUGUUACCGCUCCCCGGAUCCCGUCCAUGGCAAGCGCAACUACACCUACGGCCAAGCCGUCAGGGCCAACCUAGGAGUUGGCAAGUACAGGCUCUGCGCUCUGGCCCAGUACAUCAACCUGGUUGGCGUGACCAUCGGCUACACCAUCACCACGGCCAUCAGCAUGGGAGCAAUCGGACGGUCCAACUGCUUCCACCACAACGGCCAUGAUGCGGCAUGUAAGGCGUCCAACACCACCAACAUGAUCAUCUUUGCGGCCAUCCAGAUUUUGCUCUCGCAGCUCCCCAACUUUCACAAGAUCUGGUGGCUCUCCAUCGUUGCCGCCGUCAUGUCCCUCGCCUACUCGACCAUUGGUCUCGGCCUCUCCAUAGCAAGGAUAGUAGGUGGGGUGCAUGCCAAGACAACGCUAACAGGGGUGACUGUUGGGGUGGAUGUAUCUGCGAUUGAGAAAAUUUGGAGGACGUUCCAGUCUCUUGGUGACAUCGCCUUUGCAUACUCCUACUCCAAUGUCCUAAUCGAAAUUCAGGACACGCUGCGGUCGAGCCCGGCGGAGAACACGGUGAUGAAGAAGGCGUCCUUGAUCGGCGUGUCGACGACGACGACGUUCUACAUGCUGUGCGGCGUGCUGGGCUACGCUGCGUUCGGCAGCAGCGCUCCGGGCAACUUCCUCACGGGCUUCGGCUUCUACGAGCCCUUCUGGCUCGUCGACGUGGGCAACGUCUGCAUCGUCGUGCACCUCGUCGGCGCUUACCAGGUCUUCUGCCAGCCGAUCUACCAGUUCGUCGAGACCUGGGCGCGCUCCCGGUGGCCCGACGCCGCGUUCAUCCACGCCGAGCGCGCAGUGCCCCUUCCGGCAAUCCUCGGCGGCGGCGAGUUCCCCAUCAAUCCGUUCCGGCUGGUCUGGCGCACGUCGUACGUGAUCCUGACGGCGGUGGUGGCCAUGCUCUUCCCUUUCUUCAACGACUUUUUGGGGCUCAUCGGCGCCGUGUCGUUCUGGCCGCUCACCGUGUACUUCCCCGUGGAGAUGUACAUGGCGCAGGCCAAGGUUCGGCGGUUCUCGCCGACGUGGACGUGGAUGAACGUGCUCAGCGUCGCGUGCCUCGUUGUCUCCGUCCUCGCAGCCGCCGGCUCCGUGCAGGGGCUCAUCAAGGACGUCGCCGGCUACAAGCCAUUCAAGGUUUCCUAAAAAUCCAAUCAGGGGAUGGAUGCAGGAAAAGAGCAUGAUGCAUACUAUAGGUGAAGGGUCCAGGUUAAUUCGAGUGUCAAGUGUUAAUCUAAGUAUUAAACCAAGAUUGAUUAGUAUUUAUAUUAGUAUAUGGUUUGAGUUUGAACUUUAAGAAGUGAAUAUAAUUAUGUUGUAGUAGAAGCUUAGGGCAUAUGGGCAACAAUAAUUAUGUUGUAGUAGAAGUUAACAACUCAGUUGACUUCAUGUUAACUGUUAGGGUAAACAAAUGCAGCUACUCUUUGCUAUCCAUAUUAAUUAUCAUGGAUUCAGUACAACUUUAUGUUAAACGAACGACAUCAAA
Molecule: messenger RNA, 1975 nt
Organism: Lolium rigidum
Lineage: Eukaryota; Viridiplantae; Streptophyta; Magnoliopsida; Poales; Poaceae
Product: amino acid permease 6-like
Exons: 6
Coding region: 175-1635 (486 amino acids)
Cellular component (GO): plasma membrane
Source: RefSeq, a predicted model, not a curated record